Umbelopsis ramanniana AG is the source of this 1940-nucleotide messenger RNA. RefSeq lists its product as uncharacterized. Lineage: Eukaryota; Fungi; Mucoromycota; Umbelopsidomycetes; Umbelopsidales; Umbelopsidaceae. Gene Ontology annotation, molecular function: GTPase activity; GTP binding. Gene Ontology annotation, biological process: translation. The transcript has 10 exons. The record is from RefSeq and is a predicted model, not a curated record. Bases 114 to 1718 code for a protein of 534 amino acids.
UUACUUCACCUUCAUUUGGCAACUGCUGCUGGUUACUAAUAAAACAUUUCCUCUCUUCCGCAUAUACAGCCAAUCAGACCAAGUCUGCCUCUAAAGCCGCACAAUCAACAUCUAUGAGCAAACAACCAUCCCAGCAGCAUGCAAAGGUGACCAGUGGACAAGGCAAGUCCACAGAUGAAGAUGUAGAGUUCUUGGAGGAUGACGAUGAUAAUCAAAUGGACUUUGAUAUGGCGGCUUUGAAUCUGGGAGAAAAGAAACUAAAGAUCGCUACAGCAAAGCCAAAGAAGGUGUCGUCUAUCGCAUCAACGCCUGUGAGUUCGCAGCCAUCGUCACCUAAAGUUACACCAUUAGCCAAAAUCCCCCCAUCGAAACGGGUUGAUGUUGAAGCGGAAUACGCAAAACGUACAUCAGACAAGGCCAAAUUGAACAUGGUUGUGAUAGGCCAUGUUGACGCUGGAAAAUCAACCUUGAUGGGCCACUUCCUUUACGCUUUGGGUCAAGUUAGCGAGAAAACCAUACGAAAAUACGAACGUGAAGCGCAAAAAAUUGGCAAAUCUUCCUUUGCGUAUGCAUGGGUUCUUGAUGAAACCGGUGAAGAGCGUAUUCGUGGCAUCACUAUGGAUAUUGCUACAAACAGUUUUGAAACCACAAGUAAACAGUUCACAUUGUUGGAUGCACCGGGACACAGAGAUUUUAUUCCCAAUAUGAUUUCCGGCGCCGCCCAGGCUGAUGUGGCCAUUCUGGUUAUCGACGCAACGACUGGUGAAUUUGAGGCCGGCUUUGAUGCCAAUGGACAAACAAAGGAACACGCUCUACUUGUUAGAAGUCUUGGUGUUCAACAAAUGAUUGUGGCAGUGAACAAACUUGAUGCUAUGGAAUGGUCGAAACCUCGAUUUGAUGAGAUUACUGCAAAACUUGGAACUUUCCUUAUUCAAGCUGGCUUCCGCAAGAGCAAACUUCAUUUUGUGCCCGUCAGUGGUCUAACAGGCGAGAACUUGGUAAAGAAAACAGAAGGAUGUCCGCUGUACGAUUGGUACAAGGGCCAAACCUUGGUUGAGCGUGUUGACCAAUUUGAGCCGCCUGUUCGACUCCUUGACAAGCCCUUCAGAAUGGCCGUGUCAGACUUUUUCAAAGGCGGUAUCGGAAGCUCUAGUGGUGUGUCCGUGGCUGGUAGAAUUGACGCUGGGCAUGUUCAAGUUGGAGAGCAAGUUGUGGCUAUUCCAGGUGGAGAAAUUGGUGUGAUAAAAACCAUGCAGGUUAAUGAUGAUACAGCAACUUGGGGUGCGGCAGGCGAUUCUUGCCUUAUGACUUUAACUGGUCUUGAUAUUAUGCAACUAAGUUCCGGCACCGUACUAUGUACUCCAGCCCAUCCAGUACCUGUUACAUCGACCUUCAUUGCUCAACUGGUGGUGUUUGAUAUCAAGGUGCCAAUAACGUCAGGUUUCCCUAUCAUUCUCCAUCACCAGAGCUUGAAUGAACCUGCAUCGAUUGUGAAGUUGAUAGCGACCAUUGAUAAGGCAACUGGAGAGAUAAUUAAGAAAAAUCCUAGGCAUCUUUCCAAAGGUUCAACGGCGACAGUAAGGAUCAAGCUAGAUAAUAGGCCAAUACCACUCGAAACUUUCAAGGAUAACAAGGACCUUGGACGAGUAAUGCUUCGAAAAGGCGGUGAAACCGUUGCUGCGGGGGUAGUCACUCAGAUCCUUACAUUUGGUUCAUAAAUAAGACAGAAAAUAAUAUAGUGUGUAUAUUGUAAGAAUAGCCUCUCAUAGAUAAAAUAAGCCUGCAAAUUAUGACAAGCACAGAACAAAAAUUUUUUGACGUCACACUCUUUGAGCUUGCUGGUCAAAAACACCACCCACAGCGCUGUUUGCAGGUUGAACAUUUGGCUGUCCUUUUAUUGCACCAUGUCCAUGCCAUACGCCGUUGCCCACUUGGCCGUC